This is a messenger RNA of Bicyclus anynana (squinting bush brown), 11964 nucleotides long. RefSeq names its product transcription factor E2F2 (gene E2f1). Lineage: Eukaryota; Metazoa; Arthropoda; Insecta; Lepidoptera; Nymphalidae. Gene Ontology annotation, molecular function: DNA-binding transcription factor activity, RNA polymerase II-specific; RNA polymerase II cis-regulatory region sequence-specific DNA binding; protein dimerization activity. Bases 495 to 2000 code for a protein of 501 amino acids. The record is from RefSeq and is a predicted model, not a curated record. Gene Ontology annotation, biological process: regulation of transcription by RNA polymerase II. Gene Ontology annotation, cellular component: RNA polymerase II transcription regulator complex. The transcript is spliced from 10 exons.
CGUUUCUCUGCAUAAAACCGGUCGCCGAACGAAAUUUCAAAAAUUCGUUAUAUUUUUUAUGGCUUCUCAAGCGAGGGGAGGAAUUUGGAGAACGGCGUCACUAGGGGUUGCUUGGUUCGUACGGCGGCUUCGCGCCUGCGCGCGUAGUUCGCGCCACUGCUACGUUGCUACUUGCUUGCAAGCCAGAUGUUCUGAAAAGCUUCCUGUCGUCGUUACAUUGCUCUGCAUUUUUAUCUUUAUUAAAAUGCGGACUAGGAUAAUUUCAUUAUUUUAUAUUGUUAGUGGAGUAUUCAGUGUUUAAUUUAAUAUGUGUUUAUCAGAUUGUGUCAUUUAAUUGAAAGUUAUUGAACGUCUCGAUGUCCACGAGUUCACUCGAGACCAACAAAGCGGCGGACAUUUUAUUUUGAGUACUCGAUAAUGUAGCAUUUGCGUCGAAAACAUUAAAUGUCGUUUUAUAGUUCUGUAUUUGGAUAUUGUUCGCUUACACCUUUUCGAUGCCGAGGGGGGUGAAGCGAGGGCCGGCGGAGGGCGAAGCUGAGGUCGUGGUACGCGUCACAGCCUCUCCGUCGCACACCACACUCCUAGAGGACAGCCCCAGCCAGCCCAUCAGCUACCACCUGCUCGACCACGGCUAUGGCGCCACGCCUCAGCACCAGAUCCGACGCGAGGCGCCUUCCGCACCGCCGAAGACUUCUGAGGCGGUGAAACGGAGAUUGAACCUGAGCGAGAGCAGUUCAGGCAGUCAGGGGCACGUGGUGCCCAUGAAGCCGGACUUCAAAACGCCCAAGCAAAAGCGAGUCAAGGUGCCCACGCCCUACAGCCGGCCGUCUAGUUCUAUGAAAAAAUUGUCUGAACGAUCCAGGUAUGACACAUCAUUAGGUUUACUUACAAAAAAGUUCGUCGCUCUACUAAAAUCAUCACCCAACGGUGUUCUAGAUCUAAACAUAGCAGCGGAGCAUCUCAAGGUGCAGAAACGACGUAUAUACGACAUCACAAACGUGUUAGAGGGAAUAGGAAUAUUAGAGAAGAGAUCCAAAAACAAUAUACAAUGGAAGUGCGGUCUGGGCGGUGCGGGCGCGGACGCCGAGGACGCGCGAAUGCGGCGGCUGCGCCGCGAGGUGCGGGCGCUGGGUGCGCGCGAGGCGCGGGUGUCGCUCGCCGUGGCCGCGGCCGAGCAGGAGCUGUCGCGGCUCACGGUCGAGCACCGCCAGCGCGCCUACAUCACGUACGCGGACCUGCGCUCCAUCAGGGACUUCAGGAACCAGACCGUCAUACCCAUCAAGGCGCCGCCAGACACCAGGCUCAGUGUACCACACCCAGAUGAGAAGGGCUAUAUGAUCCAUUUAAAAUCAAAAUCUGGUGAAAUAGAAGUCUACCUCUGUCCUAAAGAAAGGCCACCAACACCUCCACCGUCGUCAGGCAUGCUGCCGUCGGACCCUCUGCUGGAGGACAACAAGGCGCUGCUCGCGCCGCUCAUAGCGCAGCUGCAGGCCAUGCCCUCCAGCACCAUCGCCUCUGCCUUCACGACGCCCAUAAAGCGCGAGCCGGAGUCUGACGACUACGAGGCGUCGACGUCGGCGGACUGGUCGCGCAACACGGCGACGCGCGGGCCGUGCGUCACGGACCCCACGCUGCCGCACGCCACGCCCCCGCUGCGCCCCGCGCUGCUCACCCCCGUGCGCGUCACGGCCGGCGUCACCGCCCCCGUCACGGCCGGCGCGCCCGCCCCCCUCGCGCCCCCCGCGACCAGCUCGCCACCGUCCACGCCUGACAAUGGCAGCGCUCGAGGGCGGUUGCGCAACGCGUUGAUCGCGGACAGCGACGACUUCGCGCCCAUCAUGGGCGGCGGGCGCUUCCAGCUGCAGACCGAGGACCAGGAGUCAGAGCCGCUGGAGCUGGAGCCGUUCCUGGCGCUGGAGCCGCCGAUGUCCGCCAACGACUACGGCUUCUGCCUCGACCACGACGAGGGCCUGUCGGAACUUUUCGACUUCGAGUUCUAGUGAGAGUGGGACGUGACGUUUUAUAUGGUGCCCGUAUUGUACAGUGUACGUGACGUCGGCUAGAUGUCUAGCCGGACUCUACACGUGUUUGGGGUCUCCCAUUUUCAGUUCAACGACUGAUCCAGUGGUGACUCGAAACGGAGUGUAUACACUUGAGUGUAUAUUACGUGUAGCUGUUUAUUAGAGCUGCGAUUUUACGUGUGCUGAAUUGAUAGGACUAUGUAUAGCACAAUCGGUAUCGAGCGGUACCCGUGUCGGGAACGUUGCACAAAGACUCGAGAGUACGCUUAAAGUUUGUACGUUGUACGUGGUUUUUUUUUCUUUUCCGGUUCGGCCGCGGUGGUUUUUAUGGCGUAUACAUGCAAUAUAUAACAUCGAAUCUGCAAUAGAAACCGUUUUAUUUAAUUUAUUUUAAUGUUUCAAUUGUUUUUUUUUUCUGAUUAAACGGAAAUAAUAUAUUGUUCUUUGUUCGUUGGGUACAGACGUUUUCGUCUUCGAACGUCUAUGCGACUCUAAUAAGUAUGUUGGAGGGUGCUAUUUUCAGAAACCUGGCUUUUCGAAAAUGAAAGUCAUCUAGAUUUUUUUUUAAAUAAAUUUAUGCGUACUUUUGAUAUAAUAUUUAUUGAGUCGAAUAAUCGCAAUAAGAUUUAAAUAAUGAUUAUUUAUUUAAAAAAAUAUUUUAUUUAAUAGCUACAUUAUAAAAAUCCUCAACGCUUAACUUAAGGCAAUUGAAACGUGAGAAGCCGCUGAAUUUAGGUGAGUUUUUCACAGACACAUGUUUUGUGAUUGACUCCAUGCUAAAUGAAAAUCUUGGGUUUUUUUUCCAUGUCAUUGUUAAUUUCUGAAUUAUAAGUUAAACAGGACUGUUCCAAGUAUGCUCAGCUCUAAAAAUUGCACCAAAAUUGGUUUUUUUUUUCGUUUGCCCCUUAAAUAGUUCUUUAGGUUAUAUAUUUUUUUUCCUUCUUUAAAUGGUUUUAGGUUUCCAUACAAUCAUAAAAUUGUAUAUUUUUAUUAUACAUAUUUAUAAUUAAUAUCCAUGAAUAUAUAAAUAGAAACAGCGUCAAUUACAUACUUAUUACAUUUGCAUAGAUUAGUGCAGAGCGUGUUACGAGGAUGACAAAUGAUAUACUAUUGGUACCCGGGCUUGAUGAAAACUUUGUAUAUGUUUUAUUGAACGAUACGGAAAAAUAUUUCAUACUAAAUCUUAUAAAAAUAAAUGAUAAAUCAGUUCAGUGGUUAUCACCAUGAAAGUUAUCGAGUUAGCGAAUACUCAGAUGCAGCAGCGCUAUUCUGUAACAAUGUGUUUGUAACUCGAUAGCAUGAGUUGCGAAUUUGUUUCGGUCUCUCUAUCUAUAGUAUCAUGUUAGAAAGAGAGAUAGUAAUGAAUAAGAGACACACACUGUCGAGUAGUUAAGGAAUUGUUAUAGAAUAGCGUUACAGGUCUCUCGUGGCGCGCUCUGUAGUGUGAUUUCUGUUGGUUAGUGGUUCGCAGUCGCAGUGUACAUAGUAUCUCCGAACAUAAUGAUAUGGUCAAUAAAGUGGUUUCUUUAGUCGUAGCCCUCUAAAGAUAUUAUACUAAUGUUGACGUGUACGACUUUGGCAGCACUGUCAGUACUAAUGGGGUAGUUGAUUCAUAUCAAGUUUAAUAUAAACAAUAUUAAUUUCGUAUAGUACAUGGAAUAAGGGUCCGAAAUAUAUCAAUAUUAAUAAAUAUAAGUUAAGGAUUUCUCAGAAAAAAAAAAUUUAAAAUUAUGUAUUUUAAAAUUUUUUCAAACGUCAAAAAUGCUGUCCUCCAUUUUGUGACGUCACGACGUCGCUAGAGGAAUAAACGUAUAUAAAAAAAUUUUGCUUCUUUUAGUCUUGUUUUUAUUCAGAUUAGUGUUUACGUCUCAAAAAAUAUAUAAUUUAUUUUCAAUCUAGUAGAACGAUAAUGAAUAAUUAUCGUUCUACUAGAUUGAAAAUAUAAAUAAAUACUAGAUUGAAAAUAUUAAAUUUAAUAGAAGACUCUUUUAAAAAAAAAGAAUUAUAUCCUAUUAUCAAUGUAAUUGACAAAAUGUUCAGUUAGGUUGCCCUAAAGUUAUAUCACAUUACCUGUACUAUUAUAGUGUCACAAUAUUGACUACGACUAUAGCUUGGCAAAUUCGUUCGUAACACUCCCGAUACGCGGGCCGGGAGCGGGGCAGCGUCCUUUCUCCCGUCGCCCGCAUAUCAUGGGAGUGUCAUCAACCAUAACUCUACUUUAUUGACAAUAUUACUGUGUGUGGGGAGCAAGUGUCGUCGAAAUCGCCGGGGGCGCGCGGCCCGACUGUACAUAUUAUGAUGUAAUGAAUGGUGAUAUCUUAGCGGCCUUCGAUAUUAUUGUAAAGCUAGCUCUAAUGUCCUGGUUAACUAGUAGCGGGUGGGUACGGUUUGUAAUUUUUUUUUUUGCGUUUUGGGAUACUGCUUUUUCGUUUCAACAUUGCAUUGAUGAUAGAGUGGUGAUAGAGUUGCUAGUUGCAAUUCUAAGACUAAUUUAGAUGCUUCUUUUUAUAAAUUAACCAAUUGUAUAUAACGAAAAAGUCGUUUGGUAAUUUCGCACUGAAACUUUUGAUUUUUUUUAAAUUAAAUAUAUCGAGCAUGGGUCUGCUGUAUAUACAUAUGUAUAUAAUAAAUAUAAUGCUUAAAAAAGGUUAAUUCAUCAAUAGUAUCCGCGCUAAGACACGUGAUAGUAUUGGAUAUGACCUCUGCCUUCGAUUCGGAGGGCGUAGGUUCGAAUCUGAUCCGGGACAUCCUGAGGAAAUCUACAUGCCUGAGAAUUUUCUUAAUUCUCUGUGUGAAGUCUUCCAGUCCGCAUUGGGCCAGCGUGGUGGACUAAGGUCUAACCCCUCUCAUAUGUUUUGAACUAGAAAGAAAGACGUUUAUUUGAAGACGACAAUAUAAUUAAUAAUGUUAAUUAAGUUUAGUGCGCGGUUUCAUGAAAUGUUCAUAAGGCAUACGCUUGACUUCAAUAUACAACAAUAUGUUACCUUCUACUUACACUUAAUAUUCUUCAUGUUAUAUGACAAUCCCUCUGCAACACUUGGCAACCUAAUACUCGUUAACUUUUCUGUCACAAAUUAAAAAAUUAAUAUAAUUUACGGAAGUCUUUGAGACUUUAUAUCGAUUCUUGUGCCACCAUUAAUCCAUCUGAACAUAUGCGUUUCAUUCACAUGCAUUAUAAUCUAUCAUUCUGAUUGUAACAAUAAAUCCAACACUCGUCGUUCAUUCAUACAACACUACAAAACUUUUUAUGUAUGUUUAUAUUAUUAAUUUUUGGUUAUAUUAUAAGCAUAUAUUUACUUUAUCUUAAUAAGUGAAGCAAGAAUUGCGUAAACUACAAUAAAAUUGUAUAGCACUGAAUUUGAAAUGCUCAUGUCGUAUUGCGUCGUCCUUUCUAGUCUGAUGUAAAAUCUGACGGGUAAUUGUUAUUUUAACUCAAGUAAAUGAAAAGGCUGUAUCCCACUAUCGCUGACAUGUCCUAAACGAACCGUCGUUUGCCAAAUAUUUAGUUGAUAACUAUAAUGUUUUGCCAAUUUGUUUUAGCUUCAUUUGGGUUGUUAACUUGUAAAUAGAUUCCAGUAGGCCUAAGUAGCGCGCCACGAGAUAUUUAGUGAAGACAAAUAGACAUUACCGAAAAAUAUGCAUUCUCUUUCAUCCCAUCGUAACGUAAGAGACAGCAAUAUUUCAAGUCAGCCGCUAUUGACAAUAUGACAGCCGCUAUUGACUCUUCGCGAAAUAUUUCGUUGAUGCAUGCUAGGCCUGAAGGCGGGACGGGCGCGGCGGAUCGCGUAUUGUUUCCUUGUAAAAAUUGUUUUGACUAAAGUACAAAGUGCGAAUCGGUAAACCGUCUUUAUUAUUGUAGCUAUUCUACGUGGGCGAACUCGAGGGAAGGCCAACAUACGUGUCUACGGUCUCGAUGUUGCUGUCAUGUUUCCUCUGGUGGCCACGACGGACAAUAACAUUGGGAAUGACGUUAUUUUUGUAUUUUUUAAUUUUUGAUCCCUUCAACUCUCUGUGAUAGAAGUGGGUACGACAAUAAUCCAACUGUCAGAUACAGAACCCAUGACUUUUGGGUGUUAAUUCCGAUCCCUUAACUGUGAAAUUUUCGAUGCUAAUAAAUUGCCACAAUCAUUAAGCUGUCCACAUAAUCACGGGUUAUAUUCGUCCAUCAUAGCUGAACAGUUGAUGGGCCUACGUACCCACGAAUUUUAUACUUGUUAAAUCAGUUUCAAACCAAAGGCGAGAAAGGUCGAGUUAUUUCAUCACAAUGCAUUUCGUUAAAUAGUCGACUUGAAGUUUCUGCGAGUGUUCAAAAUUCGAUAUUCGAGCUUUCUAGUUCGGGUUCACCAUUCCAGCGCCUUGGGACCCCUACGUCCAUCAAACUAUGUGCCCCGCUCAUUGCCAUUUCAGCUUUCCGACUCGUUGAGAUAUGUCGGUGACGUUGGUUCUUCUGCGGAUCCCUCAUUUCUGAUUCGAUCUCACAGAGACACUCCGUGCAUAGCUCGUUCCAUCGCUCGCUGUGUGACUCUGAGCCUUCUUAGCCGAGACUUGGUCACUAAAUAUGGGCCUAUAUUUAGUGACCAAGUCUCGGAACCAUAGGUGACUUCGCCAACGUAGAACAAUCGCAUAUUUAUAAGUAGUCCGUCAGUGUCCCGUCUCGUUAAUAGUGUACAGCACAAAUGUCAUUGUAAAAAGAUAUACAUAAGUGCAUAUCAAAAUAAAUGUAAAAUUAGAAUUAAUUUAAAAACACGUAGGCGUUUGGAUGAUGCGUUGGGACAGGUUUGAGGACCCGUGGCCUUAGUACGAGAUUGCACAUUUCGCGAGCGGUGGCUAUGAAACUAUAAUAAAAACUGAGUAAAAAAAAUAUUACUUGUUUUAACUCCGUAGACAGCCGAUGCACUUAGGCUCAGUCCAGAAAGGGCGAAUUCGCCCCGAUUCUCUCACGCGUAUUACGCGCGACCGUUGCGUCCACAAGGUGCGUACCAACGCGCGAGCAUUUGGGGAGGAAUUCAGUACGAAACAUGGAGUUGAACGUGCACUUGAGUUCGCGCGUUAACUGGACGCAACAAGGCGUCCCUAGUAUUUCGACUCGCGCGCAAUACGCGCGAAUCAAGCGCGUGUCGAGAGUGGCGUAGUGCACGCGAUUUACGCGCGUAUUUUGAAUUCGCGCGAUGCUUGUGGACGCGAUGUAUUGAUGUCUAGUACUUCCAAAACGCGCCUAUGAUAUGGCGCGAUACGAUUCGCGACGAAUUCGCCCCUUCUGGACAAGGACUUAGCGGAAAUAUUGUGAAACCAAAAUUAAAAAGAUAUACUUCAAGCUAUGGAAUAUAAGGUUAAUUUUUCUUAGUAUUUUGUAUUUUGAUAUACUGAAAAAGUCUAUGCAAGGUGUGCUUGCUUCGUAGUAAGGGUAUUGGUCGGUUCACGUGCCGGGGGUUGACUACUAAAAUAUGAAUUUAAAUACCACUUAUCUAAAACAUGCUAAUUUUUUAAAUCAAAAAUAUCGUUAUUACCCAUCUUAAGUUAUACAUAUUUUCGUGUAUUUAUUAAAAAAUUAAAAAGGGAAUAGUGAAUUAUCUGAUCUGUGAUCUAAAUUAAAUUAAUUUCUUUUCAGUCUUGUACUUUAUGCUAUGUGUCAAACAUCUAGUCCGUUGUGAAGUUGCAACACGCCUAACGACCCAGGAAUAUGCUCUGUUGGGAUAUGUUUUUGAUGUUUUUCAUAACUUAUCAUAUUAUUUGCCUCGUGUUCACAGUGGACUAGUAGUUUGGCGCAUAUACCACUACAGAAACAUUUCGUUAGACAAUAGUUUUUUUUAUGAUAGAAAGUUAAAAUUUGUUCUAAAUUUAUCGUGAUGAAACGAUUUUCACUAUCACGAUUAUUGUGCAUGAAUAAUCGAGUAUUGUCGAUAAUAAACAAUAAUGUAAUUCGAGAGAACUAGAAGAAAAGAUAUUGCUACCUUGUUUCAAACAAGCCUUUCAAGAUAUUUGGACAGUAAUAUAUUUUUAUCUUCCAUCAUUGGAAAAUAUAUAAUUUCAGAGCAAUUUUGAGCAAAAUAUCUGACUGUUAACAAAAUAAUAAAUAGAAACUUUAAACAAAAUUUAUAAAUAAAAGCUAGAUAAUCGCAAUGAUAAUAAUAAUCGUCAACUAGGAUAAAUCGUUUCAUCACAACGCACUAUAACUGGAAAUGACGUCCUAAAAUUUAGUUUAAUUAAAUAUUUUUCUUUAAAAUGGACGAAAAUCAAUACUCUAUGUUAAAACAAUGAAAUUUGAAAAUGAAUUUUUAGACGCUUUUUUUCUUUUAUCGACUUUUAGUUAUUUAGAUUAAUCUUGGAUUUUGGAUUAGUUUUUUUUGAGUUUAGUUUUCUUUAUCACAGAGGCAGAAGUGAACAUCUAUAUUUUUUUUUAAAUUAUUUUGCUUGUGUCAAUGUUGCAAUCGUCUUUUUAAGUUUAUGAAUGUUGAUAAAGUUAAAUAUACUAAGAUCGAUUGACUGAUUUCUUAAACUUAUCUAUUUAGUUAAGACAAAAAAUUAUUCAAAAGUUUUAGUGCUAUUAUUAUGUUAUCCUUUGCUUUGAUUUUUUGAUUAUACUUUUUGUCAAAUUAUUAUUAUUAGUGACACAAAUUCUGGGGCCAAAACAAACGAGAAAAAGAAGUACAAAUUAAUCAAAAAUUUUCUCGGAAAUUUAGUUAAGACUUCUCUACUACUAUCAUCAUUUCAUCAUCCAUUGUUUCUUUACUUUUAGUUUUCACAAACUAUAAUGUUUUGUUACACUGUUAUGUUUUGUUUCGAAUGGUGGAAAUGUGCAUCUACAUUGAUCAUUAAUUUAUUUUAUAGAUUUAUUUGAAGUUUGAACCAUAUUAAUAAGUGACGAAGACUUAUUGCAGCUGAAUAGUGAGAUUAUAAAAACAAUUAUUGUGGUAAUUUUUGUGGGUUAAAAUAUUUUCAACGGCUACCAAAACUAUAACCCUGCGGUUUAGUCUUUGUGAUUUAUUAUAAUGAUUCUACUUACACUUUGGAAAUUAUUUGAAAUGUAAAAAUAAUAUUGUACACUAUGUUGUCUUACGGAAGCCUUUUCUUCUUUGGAGGUCCUUUGCACUUGCUGUUACUGUUGAAUGAUGUGAAAAGGAGAUGGAUUUAUUUCAAAUAUUGGGUCCCAGGCUAUUAACAUGAAUGAUUCUGAGUUCCUAUGGUUUGAAAGCUAAAGAUAGAUGUAUUUACAAGAAUGGAUCAAUAAAAGCUAUCGAAAAAUAUUCUAGGCCAAUUUAGUUUAAACUAAAACUGUAUUAUUGUACAUUUUUGAAAAAUAUAUUUACAAUAGGACAUGAUCUCAUUCAGUUUGUAAUCAUACUAGUAUUAUAGUAUAAUCUUGUAUGAGGAUUGAAAAAUGUCAAACAAUCACAAAUUAAGCAUGUCAUAGUAAAUAGAUAGUUUAUAUCAAUUUCGAAAGAAAUCACUCCUCAAUUUGUUCUACACCUGUAUUAAUAAAUCCAUGUUGGAUUUAAACACAGUAUUCUGUCUCUGAAAGUGAUAGCCAAUAGCAUGUAACUGCAAGUGCAAAGGCAUCUAUGUAUUGGAUGUUGGAAAAAGGUAUUCUGAACUCAUGCCCUGACUACAGAGGUUGGCCUUAUUUCAAUUUUGAGUUCCUUUGUUAUUGGAUACGGACGAGGUGACAAUGUCGGUCUAUUUAUUAAAUUGUAAUAUAUAAGAUAAACCUCAUACUUUACGCUUAUCAUAGAAGUCGUAUUGUAGUUCAUUCUGAAUGGACUUUAAUGACCUCUUGGAAUGAACUGCCAGAGCAACCAUUGUAUAAAAAAAAACUGUUACAACGAUUUUAGUCCGUACAGAGACGAUGCGUCGAUUCGACGUACACACAGGGUCCUAAUGUAGUAACAUGUUUCAAUUCAGACAAUAUUUUGUUCAAAAGGCGUUGUUGGUUUAUUCUUAUUUGCUGGUAUGGUAGGUCUACCGAUAUAAGUCAAUUAUAAUCCCAUCUUAUGUUCCCAUCUAAAGUGUUUUUCAGAUAGCAUGAGUGACAGUUGCCUUAUGACGUUCAUAAUACGUACUAUUAUCGUGAAUCGAGGCAAACUUUCAAAAGUGCAACGAACUGUCACCGUGCCCAUGCUAUCUGAAAAAUACUAAGACUUAGUUGGAGUGGAAAGGAAAAAACAAUCCUCACUGACUUGACUAUGAAAUAUUUAUUUUUAUGGAAAUUUUCCUCUCGUCUGCUUAAAACAAUUACUGUUGUUUUUUUGCUACAAAUUUAAACAAGUACUUACACAUCUAUAAUUUUUUUAACCAGCUAUUAAUUAAGUGGUAUUAACUACUUGAUUAAAAGAAAAAGAAUAAACCAUCACAAGCAGAGCAUCUCUUACUGUAUAACAGAUGUGUUUCAAUUGGUUUUAUUGUAUUGAUGGAUUACUGUAUAAUUAAACUUUGUUUGAAUAGAUUCUUAUGUUGCUUUUAUAAAUGUCGCACUAGCCGCAUCAAAGCGUUUAAACUGCGUCCGCUUUGCGGUUUGCACCCGACCAAUAGGCUAGUUGACAUUUUUUUAAAUGGUCUUAAUUAGUUAUUACUGUUAUACUAGACUGAAAUAUUUUUUUGAGACGUGAUUACGUGAAAAUUUUAGUUUUUAAAUAUGUUUUUGAAAAUACGAGCUAAAACGCCUGUUUCAUGACGUCACUACUAUAAAUCCCAUACAAAUGGAGCGUUUAACAAAAAUAGUUAACAAUUAGUUCGACGUUGGUGUGUUAGUGACGUCACAAAAUGACGUGAUAUUUAAAUUAAGUUUAAAUCCUUAACUUUUAUUAUUUGAUAACGAUAUAUUUCGGACCCUUAUUCCAUGGUUACACGAAAUUAAUAUGGUUUAUAUUAAAUUUGAUAUAAGUCAACUACCCUAUACUCAAGCCAUGGUAAGAAAUUGGUCAGAUGCAAAAUGCAGGUUAGGCUCUUUGGUAGGCGUUCGCUUUGUGGAAUGAACCGCAUUACUGAUGAAUUCACUUGUUAAUGCUUUCUUACUUUGGGUAAUGAGUUAGCGCACUUUGGCAUUGUUCAAUAAAUAUAGAGCUAAGCUUUAUUAAAACUGUUGCCGCGGAAGGCCGCGUUAAUUCGUUUGUCUGUGGUUUUGAAUGUUUUCAUAGUUGGAAAAAGUUUCAAUGGUCCCUCAGCCGAAUUUGUUUGAAAUUCAACAUUGAAUUCGUCGACAAUUUUUAGGUGCAUAAUUCAGAGAAAAUGUGAACAAAAAACAAAUGUUUUGAUGCAUUAAGCACAAUUUUACGGACUGACAUAGGUAUGAUGAUAAUAAUGAACGAAGUAGUUUAUUUAUUCAAUUGAGACAAAUCCAGUAUUUCACCCAUUCAUAACUUCUAAGAAAACUUGAAACACUGUAUUUAUCGUGCAAAAGAAACUUGAAUUUUACAUUUUGAGCAAUUUUUGAGAAAAUCGUAUUUUCGGGUAAUUGAGCUAUGUUUUGGUGAAUGCUAUCACUUGAGCAAUUACUGGGUUUGGACAGAUAAAUUCGACAGUGGGACUAUUUGUUAUAUUAUUGUAUAGUGAAGUUACAUGUACAUUUAUACGUUGAUGUGCGGCCCGCCUCGGCCAUGUUACAUAACCAUUGGCAAUGACACUUUAAUUUUAGUUUUAACUGCGAAACAUGAAUGUAAUUGUAAUAUGGACAUUUUGGACAUGUUUUUGUGUAAUACCCAUUUUGGUUCAAUGUAAAAUUGAAGGUGCAAUGUUAUAUAAUGUAUGUGUGGAGUGCGCGGAACAUUACAGUUGUUCGCAGUUGUUGGCAAGAGGUUCGGUUGGUAUUCAUUUGUGUUGGAAGACUGAGGUUGAUUAUUCCAGAUUCGACGGACGUGAAGUUAUUUGUUGAUUGAAUUUAAAUAUAGUCAUAUAUAUAGUUAGGUUAUAUUUUUUAAUAAAUAUAAUAUUGAGAUAUGUAAUAUAAAAA